CUACAUUACGUUCACUUCAAACUCAAUCACCUCUUUUAUUACCCUUCACAGAUACAAACCAUAAGCAAUCAAUCCACUGAAAAAUGGCGUACUCAAAGACUAUUCUUCUUGUUGUCUUUGCCGUUCUCCUCAUCACUGCUGAGGUCUCAGCUCAUCGUGACCUAACUGAGACAACCACUCCAACUAUUGAUGGUAAUGGGGCAUACAAUAGAGGAGGCAAUGGAGGAAACGGCGGAGGCAAGGGAGGAAACGGAGGAUACGGAGGAGGAAGCAAUGGAGGAAACGGAGGAGGCAAGGGAGGAAAUGGAGGAUACGGAGGAGGAAGUAAUGGAGGAAACGGAGGUGGCAAAGGAGGAAACGGAGGAGGCAAGGGAGGAAACGGAGGAGGCAAGGGAGGCAAUGGAGGAGGCAAGGGAGGAAAGGGAGGAAAGGGAGGAAAGGGAGGAAAGGGAGGGGGAGGGCAUGGACCCGAAACCGAGAACUAGAUGAUGAUCCUGCUGCUGCAAAAAUAUUAGGGUGGAAGAAGUAUGCACUAGCUUCUUUGCUAAUUAAUAAAUUUGUAUUGGUUGAGUGGUCCACAAAACUCUCAAUCGUAUCUUUGUAAUUCGAUCCUCGGAUCAACUUGUUAUGUUGUACGUACUAUCUACAAAACCACUUAAUUUGCUCCA
Rosa chinensis is the source of this 668-nucleotide messenger RNA. RefSeq names its product glycine-rich protein DOT1. Lineage: Eukaryota; Viridiplantae; Streptophyta; Magnoliopsida; Rosales; Rosaceae. The transcript is spliced from 2 exons. The record is from RefSeq and is a predicted model, not a curated record. Bases 84 to 485 code for a protein of 133 amino acids.